Messenger RNA from Clupea harengus (Atlantic herring), 11399 nucleotides. RefSeq names its product FYVE, RhoGEF and PH domain containing 1 (gene fgd1). Gene Ontology annotation, molecular function: metal ion binding; guanyl-nucleotide exchange factor activity. Gene Ontology annotation, cellular component: cytoplasm. Gene Ontology annotation, biological process: cytoskeleton organization; filopodium assembly. Lineage: Eukaryota; Metazoa; Chordata; Actinopteri; Clupeiformes; Clupeidae. The record is from RefSeq and is a predicted model, not a curated record.
UGUGUGUGUGUGUGUGUGUGUGUGUGCGUGUGGCGUGUGUGUGUACCUCUGGAUAAUAUUAAAAGUAGUUUGUCCAAUGGCUUGUUUUUUAUGUACAGGUCAGCAUAAUAGUGAUGAGAGACAAUAAUAAGCUGUUUUCAAGGAGGCUUAAAGGCUUUUCUGUUCCUUGUGAUAAGACCAGGGGCAGCUUCACAUGCAUGGUCAAUAGAUUCACUAUAAACAGAUAUUAGACUCAAGGGAUUGCAUUUUUCCUUUUCAGAAAUACAGGUCUAUGGUGAUGGGUGCAUGGGAAUAUAAUUAUGUUUCCACUAUAGUUACCACAUGGUCUGCAGAGAGGAGGAUUGAGCCUAAAUGUCUAAAUAGUCUAUGGGUAUUUAAAACAGUCUAUCUUGCCACCCCACAGUUCCAAAGGACGCUAUUAUGCAUACCAUUUUGGUCUCAAAAAGGCCAAGUCAAAGAUCAGCAAACUGGCAUUCCAAGCUUGUUCUUAGUGCACAAAGCACUCGCAUUCCAGAACGCACACAUACUCACGUUCACCAUAGAACAGAAAUAGAAGGAUGCCACAAUGACAGCAUCAAAAUGGGUCCACCAAAUAGCUGCUGAGCCAGAAGCAGUUGUCUCCUAAAGGCUGAUCUCUCUGUUUAUCUUCAUCUAUGCCCUUAACACAUAUAACAUCUAAUUCAUCUCUUGUCAUGUAUGGAUAUCAAUAUCACAUUCAUAUAUAUAUAUGUAUUUGCAAUAAUUGGUGUGAUACUAAGCUCUCUAACGCAAAGGUAGAUUGUUGUGGUUUCUACAUUCUAUGCAUAACCAGUCACACUAGUGGUGAAAGGGAGAUUUCAGACUCAUGACCACAUUCAGACUUCACAUGAGUCAUAUUACAUUCAGACAGCAGUCUAUUAGAAGCAAAGAACAUGCGAUGUUAAGCCAGUUAAAUAUCAUUAUCAGUCAAUGUGUCAAUGACUAGUUAUUUUUACAUAUGUGUGUUUUCCUUGUGGCCCAUGUGGUGUUUGAAGCUGCCUGGAUAUGUGGGAUGGAAAUGCUCUCGGUUUUCUCAGGCUUCUCACAAAAGGAGCCCCCCCCAGCAAUCCUGCAGAGGAAACUCAGAUAAAGGCCUCCAUUGUAACUACACUAUCUGGCCUUUGAUGUUUAUCAUGGUGCUUAGUGUAAACAGCUUUGUUUAUUCACGUUAAGCUUUACUAGGUAUCUUUUGUGCUGAAGACUCUUACCCAAAUUACCCACACAUUACAAAUGUUAAUAUGGUUAUUAAUCAUUGACCUCACAUAUGUGAUGCUAUCAUGAACUGUAUCAGCUGGGAGGAUUUGGUACACAACACUUUGAGUGAAUGCUGUUCAUAGCAGCUUGGAAAAAGAAAGAAGGCAAAAACAGGGGGGGGGGAAAUGCCCCUGCCUGUGGCUUUUUAAGUGCAUUUGUAGACAGCUGGAAACGGGAGAAACAGCUCUUCCCCACUGGGAAUGUUUUCCCCAUGACGGUGUCCAAACAGCUGAAACUCUCAAGGCUGUGGCAUCUCCCAGGCCCAGCAACACCACCUCUACUGUACCUGGCCCACGUCCAAACUCAAGCUGGCCUGCGUCCAGUGUUGAGUUUACCUUUGCUCAAACUGAUAAUGGAGUUGAGGAAGAAUUAUAUGUGGGUUUUGAGUGGCCCGGAUUUUAAGCCAACUGGUAAAAGUAUUAAUGGAACGGUGAAGGGGAUUCAUGUUUACACUCUUUUCACUCUUUUAGUUAAGCAGCUGACAUGAAUGGAAAAAAAACAUGAAAAUCCUCAAAUUCCCUGAGAUUUAUACCUUAAGUAUUAGUUGUGACAGGGCGAUACGGGACAAUUAAAAGUAAAUAUAAUUUGUCCCUGAGUUUACGAUCUUUAAAAUCAUUUCCUGCCGAUAUCUACUUUGCAAGGUAAAACACAACCAAAAACAGGUGUUGUAUCUCAUUGUAUAACAACUGCAUCUGCAAUGCAAUAGGAUUGAUUACUCAGGGAUAAAGUGUAUUCCUUUGUGAGCUCUAAAGACCAAUACAAUUCUAAUAUAUGCACUCAGACUAAAGGUCAAAUCAGUUGACCUUCAUCCGAAUAGCAUCCGUGGCACAAAAGGAUCAAUGGGCUGUCAGGAUGGUUUUACAUUAAGUAUAUCUGGAAUGACUAUGUAGGCUGUAUCGCAUACCGUAUGCCAUAUAAACAGUCACCAAGAGGAUGCUAAAGACUGUUAUAAGGCACUGACAUCCUGCGGUGUACUGUCAAACGCAGUGUAUAAAAAGAUGAAGAUGGUCAUUUGCACUGUCAUGAUAACUUUUUAUUUGGGUCAUAAAUACUACCAUGCUUCCUCUGACGCUUAUCCGCAUAUUAAAUAAAUCUGUUUGUGCUUCAGCCGGCAUGUGCAUGUACAGGAAGUGUUACGUCGCCUCCCACUCCACGCAUGCGCAGAUUGCCUGUAAUAAUGGGACUGGUGACAGUGGGCAGAUGGCCCUGUCUCUUGGGAAAUCAGGGGGGUAAAUCUCUCCAUUUAAAGCAGACAACCUGCGCCAGGGCUGGGGAGAGGAAUGGCUCAGUGCCCCCAGCAGGGGUGACAGAACUAGAGCGGCAGUGAGAGUAAAGCAAGGGCAAAAAAAAGUCUCAGUAGUCUCUAAUCCCAAUUCACUCUCGCUAAGAGAUUAUGAAGCUGUCUGACAAUUAAGGCACAGGAAAAUAUUCUGGCACCAAAGAAUGACACACUGCUAAUUUUCUCGUAGCCUACAUGUUUGUCUAUUUUAAAUUUGAAAAACGUUUGGCCUGUGGCUUAAUGUCAGUAAUGAUGGACUUAGGAGGACAUGUGGGGUUGCAGUCACACUUGUUUUCUGUGUUCCUGAAGCAUUUCUCUUUCAGUGCUUUGCGUCUGUUUUAACCCCAGUGUUAAUCCGGUCUGAAUGCCCAUCUGGUUAGAUGAGGUAGCUACACUGUAGAAUGAUGUCAACAUGCUACAGCUCUAUCACGUUUAAGGGUGUAACUCAGCACAUGACACAGCCUAAUGCUCAGUGAAUUGUCAGUGAAGUGGCUCACAAUCUUUUACUUGAACUACAUAUCCAUUUUUUUAAUCAAAGUAGCUACAAUCUACACUCUUUUACCAUAUUUCUACACAAGUGACAAAUCCAUGUUUUAUUUUUCAUUAGAAACACUUGUCACUGUGAAAAACCUUUUCUCAUUUUAGAUACAAUACCAACUGGCACUGAAUACAAAUAGCAUAAACAUUAUAGCUUGCUAAAAUGCGUAAUGCGUUAAAUUGGAUCAGAAUAUCCAUUGUAGGUUGAGCCUAUAGAGGCUAGAUAAGGAGGUGUUGGGUAAUAUCUGUAAUAGGGCCUAAAAUUGUUAGUGUAUAUUACACUGUUGCAAUACUACGUUUUCAUGUGUUUCAAAAGCAUCUGAAAAUCAUUGUCAGACGUGAACACGUUUUAUAAAAUAAAACGGGCAUGCCAAAACAUUACUGUGGGCACCGACAUCUAGUCACGGCAAAUUUGUUGUCAAGGAAACUGAAAUAGAGGGAAAGAUGCGCGAUAGAGUGAGAGGGGCGAUACGGAAGAAGUAGGCCUAUGUCUGUGUGUGUUGAAAAGGGGGAGGGUUGGGGUCAUAUUCUAUGUGAGUCCCUCUGUAGACGGUUCUGCUGCUGCUGCUGUGGAGCUUCGGUAUCAGGGCAGCCGGAGAGGGGUGGGGGGCUGUGAAGGAGGAUUUUCAUUUAGUUUCUGCUCGAUAUUUUGAAACACCACAAUGCUCCGUCGUUGUGUGCAAUCCUUUCAUAUCACAUUUCAUUAAUGUGUGUCUUAAUUUAGCUUUAGACGACGGGAAAAUAGCAUUUUUACAUCAUUCGUUUUUGACCUACUGAGGAUGCUCGCAGCCCACCCGACUCUUUGAUGAGGGCUCUCUCCCUCGCGGUUAGCUUGUUUAACCUACAUAUUUGAUUAUAGGCUACCGGUGACAGAGCGACCGGUUUUCAUUUGCAUACGCCUUAAUUGUGCUGGUUAAUUUGUUCUUAUUUCGUUAUUUGAGCGAUUGGGGGAUUGCGUCUCCCGUUCGGUUUUUUAAUGACUGGUUUCGUGUUUUGCUGCGCUAUGUACAUGGAUAAAACCAGUGUGCUCCGGGGCCCUUCUUCCUCUAGUCCUCGGCUCCUCACAAAGAGCCUCUCCCUGGAGCCUGGAACUGGUCCUUGCCUUGGGACGCACGAGACCCCCCAGCGUCUCUGCUCCGACCCCGGUCCUCUCGGACCCAUGCACUGCAAUGGCACCAGUGAGAACGGAGCACAAGAGACGCCCCCCAUGGCCCCAAAAACACGGCCACCUUUGCCUGGUCCAAAACCACAAGUGCCCCCAAAGCCACCUCAUCUACAGCAGAGUGCACGUCGACCCCGGCCUCCAGACAAACCUCUGCCCCCACCACCUCCCUCCCGACCCCUCCCUGCGGACCCUCGUGCGCCCCGGCCCGCCGCCCCCCGGUCAGAGGGGACAUCGUCCCCCACCUGCGUCCACUCCCUCAUCGAGAAAUUUGAGAGAGAGCAAAUCAUUGUGGUGCCAGAUAUCACAGGUGGGGGUCUGUGUAUCCCAAGAGUCCCUGAGCCUCAGUCAGGAAGUGGUUCCCUCACCCCCCCAGUAUCAUACUCCCCCCUGCCCUGCCCCCUCCCUCAGGACACCCUGGAGAUGCCGCUGUCUUCCACUGAGAAGGAAAAAGAGGUCAAGGAGGAGGAGAUGGAUGAAAAUGAGGAGGAGAACGAGGAACUGGGCGCUUCUUGUUCAGAAAAACGUCUGUCUAUGGAGUCAGGCUACAGUGCUUCCGACAAACUAUUGGAUGCAAUGGAAAUGAGAGACCUGAUGGCGAGCCAAUCAGAAGUCCCGGCCGACAAGCUGUCCCUCCCUGCUCAGCAGACGGACGGAAAGUUGGCCAAUAGGGACAGUGGCAUCGACAGCAUCAGCUCCCCAUCUCACAGCGAGGAGUUGUGCUUCGCCGGUGACGAUGACAGAGUUGGUCACGAGCGUGAGAUUUACCCCUGCAGCCCUUUGCCGACUCUUCCUCGUCUUUCCUCCUCAUCGUCGUGUGGUUAUGCAGACGGGCCAGGAGAGGAGGGAGGGGCGUCUGGAGGAGGGGCGCGAGACUCGGAAGGGGACAGCGACCUGGAGGAGGGGAGCGGAGAUGAGGGCGAGAUCAAUCCCAUGGUCCUACAGCCUCUCGCCCUUCCCAAAACGGAAAGGCAAGACUCCGCUGAGCUGUCGAUUCAGCAGAGAGUGUUCAACAUUGCCAAUGAGCUGCUGCACACAGAGAAGGCCUAUGUGGCCAGGCUGCACCUCCUGGACCAGGUGUUCUGCGCCCAGCUGAUGGAGGAGGCUCGAGCACGGGGCUCUUUCCCCUGUGAGGUAGUCAUGGGCAUCUUCUCCAACAUCUGCUCAAUCUACUGCUUCCACCAGCAGUUCCUGCUGCCUGCGCUGGAAAAACGCAUGGAGGAGUGGGAGCAAAACCCUCGUAUUGGGGACAUCCUGCAGAAGCUUGCUCCCUUUAUGAAGAUGUACGGAGAGUAUGUGAAAAAUUUCGACCGAUCAAUGGAGCUGGUGAACACCUGGAUGGAGCGCUCGUCCCAGUUUAAAGCCAUCAUUCACGAUAUCCAGAAAGAGGGACGGUGCGGAAACCUGACCCUACAGCACCACAUGCUGGAGCCGGUGCAGCGGAUCCCGCGCUACGAGCUCCUGCUCAAGGACUACCUGCACCGGCUCCCCGAGGAUGCAGACGACUCCAAAGACGCACAGAAAUCUCUGGAGCUAAUCGCCACAGCUGCAGAGCACUCCAACGCAGCCAUCAGGAAGAUGGAGCGCAUGCGAAAGCUGUUGAAGGUGUACGAAUUGCUCGGAGGAGAAGAGGAUAUCGUUAACCCCACUAAUGAGCUCAUUAAGGAGGGGCACAUCCUCAAACUCUCUGCCAAAAAUGGAACCUCGCAGGAUAGAUACCUCAUACUGUUCAAUGACAGGUUACUGUACUGUGUUCCAAAGUUGCGACUCAUUGGGCAAAAAUAUGGAGUCAGAGCCCGGAUAGAUGUAGAUGGCAUGGAGCUGAAAGAAACCAGCAGCAUGAACGUCCCACGGACAUUCCUGGUGUCAGGGAAACAGCGUUCGCUGGAGCUUCAGGCCAGGACUGAAGAGGAUAAGAAGGACUGGAUUCAGGCUAUCCAGGCCACUAUCCAGAGGCAUGAACAGACGCUAGAAACAUUUAGGAUGCUGAAUUGCUCCUUACGUGAAGAGGACUACACCCCUCCCAACUCUCCUAACUGCACGGAGCUAGGGAAGCGUGCCCCUACACCUAUCCGGGAGAAGGAGGUGACUCUGUGCAUGAAGUGUCAAGAGCCGUUCAAUUCAAUCACCAAGAGACGCCACCACUGCAAAGCCUGUGGCCAUGUGGUGUGCGGGAAAUGCUCAGAGUUCCGCGCUCGACUGUUGUAUGACAACAACCGAGCGAACCGCGUAUGUGUGGAUUGCUACACCACGCUUGUGGGAGUAUCUCCCUCUCCUGCCUGCCUGAGUAGCAGUACCCACAGACGUCGCUCCAUCCUGGAGAAACAGGCCUCUGUGGCAGCAGAGAACAGCAUCAUGUGCAGUUUCCUGCACCACAUGGAGAAGGGAGGGGGGCGUGGCUGGCAAAAAGCCUGGUUUGUCAUUCCAGAGAAUGAACCUUUGGUGCUCUAUAUCUAUGGUGCACCACAGGAUGUCAAAGCUCAGCGCAGUAUUCCCCUCAUUGGGUUCGAAGUCUCCCUCCCUGAGCCAUGUGACCGGCUGGAACGCCGCCAUGCCUUCAAGAUGAGCCAGAGUCACCUGACGCUCUAUUUCAGCGCCGACAGCGAGGAGCUGCAGCGCCGCUGGAUGGAGGUCCUAUCACGAGCUGGCAGGGGGGAGGACUUACAGGCCCACGGGCCUAUCUCGGAGGCCCUGGAGGAAGAGGGGGAGGAGCUAGCCCCUGUGGGAGAAAGCACAUGAUUUGUUUAUAAACAAAAAUAUCACAUAUAUCAUUCCUUUUGCACACACUCGAAACUGUACAAAAAAAGUGAGCAAACAUAACCAGUCAAAAUCACAGACACCCUUUCAGACAUACAGACAAAUGCCAACACACACACACACCACACACACACACACACACACACACAACAAACACACACGCUCUUCUCUGUACUAAGUGUCAGUUGUCAGUUGCAUGCAAUAUCUACAGGUACGUUUCUCCGUGUAUUGCUCAUCUUGUGAGCGACCAGUGUUUGCAAUCCAGCCAAAGUGUGCACACCCUCAAAGAAGACGUAUCAGAGACAUAAGACCAUAUACGCUCUUACUGAAUAGAAACCCCCAUUCCCUCUGGCUAGCGAUAUUUCUUCUGUUGUUCAGUUGCAUAGCACCCCACUCUUUCUGCCAAACUUUGCUGUGUUGUUUAUUAAUGAGUGAGGUCUGUUUGGGGUGGAGUGUUUGUAACUUUGUUCUUGCUGGCAGAAGGAUUGUGAUAUUUCUUACUUCGCCGUGACAGUUCUGUUAUCAUUAAGUGUAUUUACAUGGAAAGGACUGGUCAAGUUCAGUUGUGGGAUAUGGAGAGCUUAGAGACGGAUUGAGGAGAGGAGAUACCACUGUCAGCCUCCAUGCUGAUCAUACUCCAGCUUGCACAAUUAGAGAGACUGCAGUGUUUGACUGAUGGGUGGUGGCGCAAAGGGUUUUAGAGACUUGUAUUUUUUAGAAAGAUGUAUGUACGUAUAAUCUGGCAAUAGGUCCCUGUCCUGUUAAGGUUCCCACAAUGGUGCUUUUUACAAGCGUAUACAUAGACACUUUAAAGAACAUCUGAAAGGGGCCAAAUGGCUCUGAGUUUUUGAAUGCCAUGUGGGCAAAAUCUCCUGUAGUCAGGACAACUCCCAAUGGUGCUGUAUUAAGAGCUUAAAGACCAAUCAAGCGAUUCAACCACUUUUAACAAUCUUAUUAGGGCCAGUGUCUAGUGCCUGUCCAGUGUCUGUUUGACGCAGGCUUGAGAGUGCUAAUGCUCUUCGACACUGGAGAGAGGAUUUGCUUUUUUAUGAUUAAAUCCUAUUUUACUAAACAGCCCCUCUGCCAUCCAGUGGAGUAUGACUGUAUUACAGCCUCUUUCUGAGGCUGAAGUUUUUCCCCUCAGUCAAUCACACAUAAAGGAGAUACAAACUUCCAAAUAAGUAAACAAUUUUUCUCUGAAUAUAUAUAAUAUAUAUAUAUAUAUAUAUAUGUGUAUAUAUAUUGUGUAUAUAUAUAUUGUGGCUGGAACUUUAGCUUUGGAGAUGUAUACCCUAAAGCUCAUGUUUUUAACUUGAGUAUGUCGUUUUGUGAAUUUGUGCAUGGAGGUCGGUCAGCGACAGGAAGGCUUUUUUCUGGUAUUUGAUAAGAUUGUAGAUAAUGGGAGUGUAUUUGUAGCAAGAUGAUUUUUAAAAGUCUGAAACUGGGGCAGAUUUGUAUCAUCAUAACAUCAGAGGUAAUGCCUUAUGAAGCAUUUUGAUAAAUAAUAGAGAGAGAAAGUAUAUAUGAAGAAAUACAUGGCAGAUGUUAUGAUUGAAUUAUUGAGUGUUUUGAAUAGCAGUGUUUUUUGUGUAUGGAAAAUACAAAAGGUUAUUGGCACCUGCAUUUGUAAAUAUAAUUUAUUCUCCUCAAAGCCCAGUUUUUGUGGGUCUGGUAUCGUUGAGAAGCUUGCUGUUAUCUGUCAUUUGUGGUCUGAUUUGGACUUCUGAUAAGCGUGGUGGGUCAUACCACGGGGUAUGUGGGAGUAGCUAUAGUUAUAUUGUCUGCUCCCAAUCAGAGGUACUCAGCAUUCGAGAAAAGAAACUUUUUUACUUUUAUUUGAUUCCUAAAAUCCGUACCCAACACGACACACCUGUCAAAUGAAUUCUGUGUAGUUUAUUUGGUACUGUUUGAUCUUGCUCUUUUUUGUCAAACUAUUGCUCUAUUCAAAAGCCAGGCCGACCAGUCAGAAGCAUAAGGGUUGUAUAUAAACAGUUCAGUCAUCUUGUGUCAGCUUUUUCUUCUCUUCCACGUGUGCUGUCCAGCAAGAUAAUUCAGAAUAUGCGUACUUCAAGUGGUGUAAGAUGAGUAUGUGGGACAAAGUCAACCAGUUCCAGAUGUAUUAACAUCAUAUAGUGCUGAUUUAAAGCUGAGUAAAGUAUUUGUUUCGAGUGAAAACAGAGAAACCUGUCAUUUAGUCAUUCAGUGAUGAUAUUUACCAUUGUAUGGAUCUGCUGAACAUUGGGUUUUUCCCCCCUCAGCAUUAUCGUUUUUGAAUCAUGCCUUACAGUACUUGUCACUUAGCGUUAUCAUCAUUUUAUUUUACCUCUGCUUUUGCCAAAGUAUACUGCAGGAACACGAUUGAGUCAUUCAGUACAUUUCUGUUUAUUUGUGUUUAUCUAUAUGUGUGUUUUUUUAUUUUAUUUUUUUAUUUUUAUACCUUGUAUUUAUUGUAAUUUUCUUUUUCUUUUUCUUAAAUUCCAGUUGAAACUGCAUUAGGCCAAAACAAAAAUCAAGCAUUUUAACAUGUAAAAAUGGGUUGAUGAAAGCAAGUAGAAUCGGUUCAUGUCCAGAUUAAAUAUUCUGUACCUCUAAUUUAAUUUAGUGCAUGAAUUUCUGUUUAAAUUUUUUCCGUUAUUACUGAGGCUUAGUCAGAUUAUGUACACUCUAGCAAGUAAGCAUGAGUAGGCUGACGCCUUGGUGACAUGGUCAUGUUAUCUUAAAACAGCAAUCUUGCCUCAUUUUCACAGUUUUUAUCCUGGUGACAGAUAUCUGAUUUUUUCUUUCUUGAGUUGCAGUUCAGCGCAUAUUCAUCUUGACUACAAAUGCAUGUAUCAGUUUAGGACGCUUCAGCCUACCCCUUCUGAUGAGAUUGUGCGAUUUCUGAUAUCUUGAACAUUUGAGUCCUUUUUUUAAUAGUUACCCUUCUUUGAACUCAGCUAGGCUCUUUGCAGAACUCUUUCAGUGGGCUUCUCCUACAGCAAACAUUACCAGAUUGCUGCAAUGUCAAGGGAACAGCUGUGCUGGCGUGGAGCUUUUAGUUAAUGUAAUUUAGCUUCAAGAUGGGCCCAAUAUGGCACCACUGCAGAUGUGAAUAACUAUAUCAAAGGAUUACAACCUAGAUAUGAAAACCUGUGGUUCUGUUUACAGUUACAACCCUGUGAAAUGGACGGCCACCACAGUCCAUGAUACCUCAGCAAUAUUCCUUCUCAUGGGAAAGUCUGGCAAGAUUGAAAUGGUGAAUGAUUCUCCACGGUGACGCUCAUAUGGCUACAUGUUAGCCACUCUGUGAGAAUGAUACUCUGCCACUCCACAACAAGUUAUUAGUGGUCCUCAUUUGUCUUCAUGUAGUUACAUUUAAAAUCAGGGAUAUCUACAGCUGGCCAUCAGUGGCCUUGCAGCAGUUCACCAAUGGAACUCCCCUCAGGACUUAUUAUUUCACUAGCCGUGUAUGAGUCUAAAAAUGUCUCUGGUCAAACUCAAAUGUGGACCACCUAGCCAGUGUUAAAUGAAAUGCUGUUUGGAGUAAAGAAUAUAUAAUGUACAUCAAAAAAGCAUUUUAUGAUAGAUGAAAUCAGCUGAGAUGUCCAUAGCAGACUUGCUUGUAACAAUAUUCCACUUUAUAGCUUGAACACCACAAAUAGUUAAUAGUGAUCAAUCAGCUAAUUAGUUUCUGUAUUUCACAAAGUUGCCCAACAAUAGACCACACACGCUACACACACAGAACACGGCUCCCAUGGUGGUUGGAGAAAAGUGCUUGACAGCACCGUACAGACAUCAAGGCAAAAAAUAGCUGGGGCAGCAGGAGUAUGACAAGGCUUAGGUGCUUAUGUUUCCCUAUGACAAUAGCUGAAACAGUGAUUGAUUUGUGCCUUUACCUUUUUUUCGGGCUUCAUCCAUACAUGCCAAACUCCCAGAAAGAGCAAGUGCCUCAGUCCAUCAGCCCUAGCAGACUCAUACAGCACCAGUUAAUGCAUCUAUGCACUGUAAGUAUGGUAUGAGUGGUGAGGAGAAAAUAGACUCCCUGUUACAUCUUGCCAGACAACCCAGUCAGGAACAUUGGAGGAUACGCAGGGACUGUGAUUGUCUAUGGUGAAAUAUGUUGUAAUGACACAGACAUGAGCAAAGUUCAAUGUUGGUUUAAUUAAGGAGCCCUGCUAAACCAAACUAUAUGGCACAGUUUUCCAUGGUUACAAACUGUUUAGGUUUAUCGUAAACAUGACCUGAAUAUUACAACAAUUGCUAUUAUAAUGAUUAUUGUUAUUACUAUUAUUAUUAUUUUAGUGGCAGGCCACUGGGUACCAUUGUAUGUUGACAUCCCGAUUAAAUCUGUGCAAGAUCAUGACAAUGUUUAUGAAUUUAAAAAGAAUAAAAUAAACGGUCAGUGUCAAUCAA